This is a messenger RNA of Protopterus annectens (West African lungfish), 2794 nucleotides long. RefSeq names its product cell division cycle 6 (gene CDC6). Gene Ontology annotation, molecular function: DNA replication origin binding; ATP hydrolysis activity. The coding region runs from base 138 to 1781 and encodes 547 amino acids. Lineage: Eukaryota; Metazoa; Chordata; Ceratodontiformes; Protopteridae. Gene Ontology annotation, biological process: cell division; DNA replication initiation; mitotic DNA replication checkpoint signaling. The transcript is spliced from 12 exons. Gene Ontology annotation, cellular component: nucleus. The record is from RefSeq and is a predicted model, not a curated record.
UUCUGGCGGCGCGCUCUUGGAAUUUAUUUGGUAUAAAACUUUUGGCGCUAUACUAUUCGUGUUGCUGUCAGGUCAAGGAGGAAAGAAAUACGCGGGGCUUUUUAUUAUAGAUCUAGGUAUUACGAUUUUCCACAGCAAUGCCUAGCACUAGAUCUCCGAUUCCUAACACUAUCCAGUUCCCAAAGAAGAAAUCAGCAGUUGGCGUGAAGUCCGUUGUACGGGAGAAGCAGUCGGAAAAUCUUAAAGAAGCACCUUUGCCCCUUUCUCCAAAGGCUAAAGGACUGCCCCUUAGUCCUCGCAAAAGGCUUGGAGAUGACAACUUAUGCAAUAUUCCCCAAUCCUUACAGUGCUCCCCACCAAAGCAAGUCAUGAAAGAAAACAACAUAUUGUCUACUUUACCCCCAAAAGGACGCAGACUGGUAUUUGAAAAUGUAGGGGUGCUGGAUGGAUCUCCGAAAAAGACUUCAGCUGAGACCUCUCCUCCCAGGAAAGGACUUGAAACUCCACAGCCAGACAGAAAAUCCCCAUGCAUGAAGCUAUUUAAGCAGGAUAGUAACUGUUACCAGCAAAUAAAACGGGCCCUAAAUACAGCUAUUCCAGAGCGACUGUUAUCAAGGGAGAAUGAGACAGAAAUUAUCAACCAUUUUUUAAAGGAUCAUGUGUCUGGCAAAAAACCUGGCAGCUUAUAUAUCUCUGGAGCGCCAGGAACUGGCAAAACUGCUUGCCUUACCACCAUACUAAACAACUUCAAAAGUACUGUGAGCAACACUAGAACUAUCUGUAUUAAUUGCAUGUCAAUGAGGAAUUCCCAGUCUAUAUUCUUGAGGAUUGCAGAGGAGCUGAUGGGCAAACAAGAAGUGAAAUCGCUAGGAAAGGAGCUUAUUAGGAAAUUGGAGAAACACUUGACGUCUGAGGGGCCAAUGCUCUUGCUGAUACUAGAUGAAAUGGACCAACUUGAUAGUAAAGGGCAGGAUGUCCUGUACACUGUAUUUGAAUGGCCCUGGAUUCCACGGUCUAGACUGGUACUUAUAGGAAUUGCAAAUGCUUUGGAUCUUACAGAUCGAAUCCUUCCUAGACUGCAGGCCAGGCCAAAAUGUAAACCUCAACUUCUCAAUUUCUCACCUUAUACUCGCGAACAGAUAAUUGCAAUUCUACAAGACAGAUUGAAGCAGGUGUCAGGUGAUCCGAUACUUGAAAAUUCUGCUAUUCAGUUUUGUGCCAGGAAGGUUUCGGCUGUUUCAGGAGAUGCACGAAAAGCACUGGAUGUCUGCAGGAGAGCUGUUGAAGUUGUGGAAUCUGAUGUAAAAAGUCAGACUGUCCUCAGGCCAUUAUCUGAUUGUAAAUCGCCUUCAAAAUUCAGUCAGUCUCUCUUGGUUCCAAAGAAAGUAAGCCUGCCACACAUCUCCCGUGUUAUUUCUGAAGUAUAUGGCAACAGAAUGACCUCUGGCAGUGGAGAUUCUGAUGAGACUUUUCCUCUACAACAGAAACUCUUGGUCUGUUCAUUGCUACUCUUAAUGAAGGAGAGUAAAGUGAAAGAAGUUACACUUGGAAAACUUCACGAGACGUACUGCAGAGUAUGUCGGAAACAACAGAUGGCAGCAGUAGACCAGUCUGAAUGCCUUUCCCUGUCCAAUCUUUUGGAGGCCAGAGGGAUUUUGGGGUUGAAAAAGGCCAAAGAAGCACGAUUAACAAAGAUUUCUUUGAAAAUUGAAGAGAAGGAUGUGGAAUACGCUUUAAAAGACAAGGUUUUAAUUGGCAACAUCUUGGAUGCUGGACUUUAACUGUCUUAUGUGCACUUGCAUACAUUUUAGGACUUGUGAUUUUAUUGUGUAAAUAUAUUUUUUAAUUUUAAAUUCUCUGCUUUGUACACAAGUGUACUCCUGAUGGUAAGCAUCCAGGACUGUUCUACAUCUUAAGCCUGCUGGAAUGGGCUCUUCCUAGAAUAAAGGAGUUAACAGAAAAAAAGUAUUCUAUAACAGGAAUUCUUGUAUAGCCCAAAUCCUGGACAAUUUUAUCUUCCCUUUCAUAUUACAGCCUUACACGAUUCCUAAUUCACUAGCGUCUUGGAAGUUGAGCUGCAGCAACAUUUUUUUAUCACUAGCCCAGAAACGAGUGGUCUAGUGAACGAGUACCAGUGUGCUUCACAGUGGGGUUCAGUUUUGAGAAACCUUGAAGGGAAUGUCUUGAACUCAUGGACUUGCGGAGUAGAAGCUUGUCAUCACCAGGCAAGAGUGCAGCUAAAAUGGACACUUGCAGAAUUUUGCAUUGCACAAUGCUAUGAACAUCGCAGUUCGCUAAGGUGGUUCCUGUGCAAAUAAUUGCACAAUUAAUUUUGCUUUUAAAAUGGUUCUGUUAUACUAGCUGUUCGUUCUAAUUUCUGCAUUACAGAAAGUGUUUGCAGUUAACUGACAUUUUUAAAAACUGUUCAUCUUUUAAUUCUAGGAUAUUUUAGGAGGUUUUUAUUUUACUUUAUUCCCAUGUGUUGAAGCAGUCCUCACUGUUUGUGCAAUACUGUUUCUUAAAGUAAUCAAAUUAGUAGCAGUAGCAUACAUAUAUGUGGAGGUUUGCCAAGAAACUGACCUCUUGCAGACUCUAAUAACUUUUAUUUCUUGGCAUCACUCAGGUGGUCAGCUUUGUUGCAUCUUUCCCUGAAAGGUGCCUUGUGACCCUAACUCAUUGUUUGAAGGUUAUGCAAUAGGGUAUACGUUUCCUGUAUGUAGAAAUUGGAGUACAUAUAAAUUUUGCACUUUUUUUUUAGUGCACUAAAUUUCAAUAAAGUGAAUUUGUAAAUGUG